AUGAAUGAGAGUCGAAUUCCACCACCGAGAGCCGACGAAGCGAGCCCUAGACAUGCCCCACCGCGCGAGAAUUUGAAGCGUGAUCCUGAAAUGCCAGAAGAACUUUGCAAGGACACAAUGAGAGUAGCAGCAGCCCCAGAGAGAGUCCUUCUUGAAAAAGCCAACAACAAUGAGCCAACACCAACACCAACACCACAGCAACAGACAGCAGCAGUGGCUAUCCCUCUGGUCAAUGAGGUCCAGUUGACUGCUGCUACAGGAGGUGCUGAACUCUCCUGCUACCGUUGCACUGUACCUUUUGGUGUAGUGGUACUGAUCGCUGGAAUUGUGGUCACCGCUGUGGCAUAUAGCUUCAACUCUCACGGUUCCACCAUCUCCUACUUUGGGCUGGUGUUGCUAUCAGCCGGACUAGUUCUUCUGAGCCUCAGUGCCGUCUGCUGGAAGGUCCGGAUGGAUAGAAAGAAGGAAAGAAGGAGAGAGAGCCAGACUGCUCUGAUGACCAAUCACAGGAGCAUCUUUGCUUGA
This is a messenger RNA of Chanos chanos (milkfish), 525 nucleotides long. RefSeq names its product transmembrane protein 100a (gene tmem100a). The transcript is spliced from 2 exons. Bases 1 to 525 code for a protein of 174 amino acids. The record is from RefSeq and is a predicted model, not a curated record. Gene Ontology annotation, cellular component: plasma membrane. Gene Ontology annotation, biological process: cellular response to BMP stimulus. Lineage: Eukaryota; Metazoa; Chordata; Actinopteri; Gonorynchiformes; Chanidae.